Guillardia theta CCMP2712 is the source of this 819-nucleotide messenger RNA. RefSeq lists its product as hypothetical. Lineage: Eukaryota; Cryptophyceae; Pyrenomonadales; Geminigeraceae. Gene Ontology annotation, biological process: protein phosphorylation. The transcript has a single exon. The record is from RefSeq and is a predicted model, not a curated record. The annotation marks the transcript as partial. Gene Ontology annotation, molecular function: ATP binding; protein kinase activity.
AUGGGAGAAGUUUAUCCCUCAUCGGGUAGCUGUUACAAGAAGGAAAAGCGUCUGAAAAGCAGCAGUUCUUGGAUUCAGGUCUGGUGGGCCCAGGAAACCACAUCAAAGCGGGACGUUGCCCUGAAAGUUAUCGACCUUGAAAACAAUCACAAACCUGAUGCCUUGGAUGUGUUGCAAAAGGAAAUUGCGAUCAUGCGAAAGUGUUCACACAAAAAUAUAAUCCACCUCCUUGCGACGUUCUCCUGUGGUUCUGAGUUGUGGCUUGUGGUUGACUUCAUGAACAGAGGAUCCUGUGGUGACCAGUUGCGUGCGAAAUACCACGACGGUUUUUCACAGGAAAUUGUGUCGUUCAUUCUCCAACAAGCGAUCGAAGGGAUUGCUUACCUUCACGGCGAGGAUUUGCUCCAUAGAGACAUUAAGGCAGAUAAUCUUUUGAUUGAUUCUAGCGGUCAUGUACGGAUCUCUGCGGCAGAAUUCAGAAUGUCCCAAGAAGCUCAGAGGAACAUGCGGAGAACUUUUGUGGGAACCCCUUCUUGGCUGGCACCGGAGGUUGUCGAACAAGAAAGUGGGUAUGAUUUCAAGGCUGAUAUCUGGGCUCUUGGAAUUACGGUCUUCGAAUUAUCCACUGGCAGUACUCCAUUCAGUGGGAUGAAACCUUUGAAAGUGUUGAAGUGCAUCUUGCAAGCACCUCCUCCGCGCUUGGACGAGCGCUUUCCGGCCAGUGUCAGAGAUUUGGUUUCCUCUUGUCUGCAGUCAGACCCAGCUGAUAGAGCAACUGCUUCAAGGCUGCUUCAUCACUCUUACUUCGAAAUAGCUCAG